Messenger RNA from Vigna radiata var. radiata (mung bean), 1580 nucleotides. RefSeq names its product proline dehydrogenase 2, mitochondrial. Lineage: Eukaryota; Viridiplantae; Streptophyta; Magnoliopsida; Fabales; Fabaceae. Gene Ontology annotation, molecular function: proline dehydrogenase activity; FAD binding. The transcript is spliced from 4 exons. The record is from RefSeq and is a predicted model, not a curated record. Gene Ontology annotation, cellular component: mitochondrion. The coding region runs from base 22 to 1479 and encodes 485 amino acids.
AAAAAGAACAUCAUAGUAGAAAUGGCUACACGCGUGAUUCCUCGCAAGAUCCUCAAGGGACCCCGCUACAACACGUCCACCAAGCCCCUCAACACCGUGCAUCCCUCUCUCACACCUGCCAUCGCCCCGCCGGCGCUUUUUGAGAAGCCACCAAAAGUGCCAGCUGAGGCGGUGCUGGCCAUGGACGACGGGGAGCGGCUUUUCACCUCCGUGUCCACGGGACGGCUGCUCCGGUCAGCAGCAAUGCUUCAUGCAACGGCGGUGGGGCCCAUGGUGGACAUGGGAAUGUGGGUGAUGAGGUCGCCGCUGUUUCAGAGUGGGCUGUGGCGGGAUCUAGUCACGUACACCACGCGCGAGACGUUCUUCUCCCACUUCUGCGCCGGCGAGGACGCUGUAACUGCAAGUAAGAGCAUCAUGGCGCUAAACGACGCCGGCUUGCGCGGCAUGCUCGUGUACGGUGUGGAGGAUGCACAUGAUAAUGAGGGGUGUGAUCGGAACCUUAAUGGGUUCCUUGAAACGGUUACUGUCAGCAAAUCGCUUCCACCAGCUUCUGCGAGCUUCAUCGUUGUGAAAAUCACAGCAAUAUGCCCCAUGGCAUUGCUUGAAAGAGUCAGUGACCUUCUAAGAUGGCAACAGAAAGACCCUUCAUUCGUUUUGCCAUGGAAGCAAGAUUCUCUCCCAAUUUUUGCAGAAACUAGCCCUUUGUACCACACACAGAAGAGACCAGAACCUCUAACCCCGGAAGAAGAGAGUGAUCUGCAACUUGCCAACCAGAGACUCCUUCAACUCUGCCAAACGUGUGAGGAGGUUAAUAUGCCUCUGUUGGUUGAUGCUGAACACACUACUGUUCAACCAGCUAUUGAUUACUUAACAUACGCUGCUGCAAUCAAGCACAACAAAGGUAGCAACCCCAUUGUGUUUGGGACCCUCCAAACUUACCUGAAAGAUGCCAAAGACAGGCUGUUGCUCACAACAAAGGCAGCAGAGAAAAUGGGAGUUCCAAUGGGGUUCAAAUUGGUGAGGGGUGCUUACAUGUCCACAGAGAGUAAAUUGGCUGAGUCUUUUGGAAAUGCAUCCCCAAUUCACAAUACCAUUCAGGACACACACAAUUGCUUCAAUGACUGUGCAUCAUUUAUGCUGGAAAAGGUUGCCAAUGGACCUGAUUCAGUUGUUCUUGCAACUCACAAUAUUGAGUCUGGGAAAUUGGCUGUGGCAAAAGCUCAUGAAUUAGGAGUUGGGAAGGUGAAGAACAAGCUAGAAUUUGCACAGUUAUAUGGAAUGGCAGAGGCACUUUCAUAUGGUUUAAGCAAUGCAGGGUUUCAGGUGAGCAAGUAUAUGACAUUUGGACCUGUAGAAAUGGUGAUGCCUUACCUCCUUAGAAGGGCUGAAGAGAAUAGAGGGCUCUUGGCUGCUUCAGGCUUUGAUAGGCAACUGAUGAGAAAGGAGUUGGUAAGGAGGCUAAAAGCUGCUGUCUUCUAGUCAGCUAGGAAGCAUGGUUUCAUUAACUUCUGUAAAUGUAGAGAAUUCUAUGUUAUCAGAUAGAACUGUGCUUUAAAUGAAAUGAAAAUCUGCAUUAUUUU